UAUUAUUAUUAUUCCAGUCGCCAGUCGCCAGUCAAUCUCCAGUUUGCUUGCCAUUGUUUUCAAGAUGGCGAUAACGUCGCUCAGGAAAACGGUUCUGUUAUGUUUGCUAUUGCUGCUUCUCAUUGAACUCCUUGAUGUGGAAGCAAGACGGGGUGGUGGUGGAUCCAGAGGCGGAGGGUCUAGAGGCUCAAGGGGUUCUAGAGGCAUAAGAGGUUACAGAGGUUCUAGAGGCAUCAGGGGCUCCAGGGGCUCCAGAGGUUAUAGAAACUACCGAAAUGUGGUACUUUCUGGACGUAUUGCCAAAGGUAGCAGCCACUACACAUCCCGUACUUGGAGAAAUGCUGCCAUAGCUGGGGUGAUUUUUGGAGGCCUUGCCUACACAAGGAGGCAUCCGAAUCGCAGGGACUUGCCCCCUAUUUGUACCAACAAUAUAAAGAGGCGACCUGAUGGCAAAAUAAUGGGAUACUUUAUCUGUCCCAUGGAGAAUGAUCCAUAUGACGAAAUCUACUGUUGUGGUCCUAAGAAACAGGAGUACUGCUGUAACAAGACCAUGGCUCAGAUCUACUAUGGAAAGCACCACCAGUCUAAAGGAAAAAUGGGUGUUGGAGCCAUCAUUGGGAUCAUCGUCGCUAUUGCUGUAGUUUGUGGGGUUGCCAUCUUCUGCUGCAAAAAGAGACAGCAGGCUGGGACAAUUAUUCGCAAGGCAUCUAAACGAGACCAGUCCCCACCACUCCCUAAUACACAGUAUUAUCACGCACCAUCUCAUGGUCCUGGUGCAGCCCCUCCGCCUCAGAUGGCGCCUCCCCCUUACAGCGGGCCACCGGCAGGUUAUGACGGCAGUGCCGCUAUGCCGUAUGGGAUGCCUCCACCCGCUCAGCCCAUGCCACCACAGCCUAUGCCACCACAGCCUAUGCCACCACAGCCUAUGCCUCAACCUCCUCCCGCAUUUGGUGGACCCGACGGAAGCUAUGGUGGUGGGCUAGAGAAAGGCGGCAUGCCCCCUGGCCCAGGCGUGGAUGCGUCCGCCCCGUACCCUCCCCCUGCCGGAGCCCCCAUGUACCCUGGGGGUCAGCCGCCGUACCCAUCAGGACCUGGCAUGUACCCUCCACCGGAGACUAACCCCAGCGCCCCCUACCCACCGGGACCGCCAGGGGCUCCGAUGCAAGCAUCAUGUCCUCCCUACCCGCCCUCAAGCUACGCUUAAAGCAUUUCUGAGAUGUUGUCUUCAAAAAUUGCCAAAGAAGCCCACCUUUCCAACAAUAAUGGCCCAGUCUUUAGCUUAGUAGCCUGCCUUUGUACUUCAUUUGAUUUGUGGUUACUGCUUACAGCAUUUGAAAUUUCCUAUUUUGUCUUGCUGUUACAUUUCCCUAAGAGUAAAAUAAUGUUAGAUGUUUGGACUUGACUUUUAUUGUGAUUAUUCCCGGGAAAAUGUUUUAAGUCUUCGAAAGAAGUGGGCGUAUUUAAGCUUAUCUAGUUAAUUGUUCUUAUUUGCAAAAAAAUGUAGUGUCUAUAGACUUUACUUUUAUUUUUAAGUUGGUACAAUAUAAGAAACUACUCUUUAAAGUGUAUUGUACAAUGGGCAUCUUUUGAGCACCUCUAGUCUGAUGAACUAUUUGGUUACAAAAGUUUGUAACAGCCCUCUCCUUUAUCUUUACUGUACUCUCAGAAAAAACUAUUUUUGUACCUUACAAGCCUGAAGGUAUUUCUUAGCACGUCAUCUAUUUUCUUUCUGCACUGGCUUCAGUGUGAAGUUCUAUUAAUUUAUGAGUUUUCUGUCAGGAGCUCAGAUGCAUGGGUCCUGUAGUGUCUGACGUUCAAGUUUCAAAGGAUCAAUUUUUUGUUACAGAUUGGUCUGAUUAGUAUCAUCUAAUAAUAAGAUACUUAACUGAAAAUGUUUUUAGUUUUGUUGCCAGCAUUUUUUUCGAGGAGAUGAUCUGUUGGUUGUAGUCACCAGUGCUUGUGAGCAGGAUUUGUGAUUGUUGGUGGUCUAAACAGCAUUGUUUUCAUACUGAUAGUUUGUGAAAGGCAAACUGUUUUUGCCGAAGACCCUCUGCCAUCUUUUCCUCUAAUUUUGGGUCUACUGAAACAAAAGUUGUAACUUUUUGUAUAGAGAUUUUUUGGGGUUACGUUCUUGGUCAUGGUAAAACAAACAAAUUUACUCAAAGUGGCAAAAUGAAUAGACCUGGAGAAGGAAUAGUUGUGAAGUACAAUGUUCCAGUUCAUUGAAGUCAGUAUUUUAAGUCGAUUUUUAUGUCUUUUGGGGUUUUUUAUUUUGCUUUUUGUGUCUAGUUGCAGUUUGUGCUUCUUGCUUAUUUCUCACUGUCAUUGAACUGUACACUUUUGCAAUAAGAGAAGGAAUGGAGGAGUGGCUUAUGAAGAUUUUCAUGCAGCUGUUUGUUGAUUUUGUUGGGGGGUUUUUAUGAGUCAUUUUUGUUAACACAAUUUUUAGGUGUAUAUUCUAUGUCUAUGUCACAUUUGAUAUCCCAAAGUAUUUCAGUACAAAUGGUUGUAUUUUUGUUUUUUGGAGUAAGUACUUGACUGAAAACUAUACUCAUAUCAAUUCCUUUCACACAGUAAAAUAUUUACAUUUUGUCAUGUGCUCACUAUCACAACAGAUACAUUAACACAAGCACAUUUAUAUUCAAACAUGUACAUGUACACACAUGUGCUCAUAUACUUGAAUUUGGAUAUGUUUUGUGAUUAAUGAAGAGCACUAUUCUGCUUCCUCGAAUAAUAGGUAGGUGGUUGAUGGGUGCUCUAGUGCGGUUUCCUCCUCUCCUAUCAAACAUCUAUCGCCCUCAUCUUUCCUCCCCUGUUUUGUGUUUGUUUCCGGUACUCCCUUGUAACACCUCUAAUCUUCGGAAUUGAUACCUAAUUGUGUUGCAAGUGCAGUAUAACUCUUACUAAAACAUAAUACAAAGCUUGAAUGAAGUAAAGUUUUUGUUAUGGUUAAAUAUCCCUACUUGCUUUCAAAUUUCUUAAUGAAUUCCUUUCCAUUAGCGAAAAGACUCUCAACUAGUUUUGAAUGGUACCUUUGAAAAUGUUGUAUGACUGCUUGAAAAGGGGAGAUACCGUACUCCAUUCCAGGUGCCCAUUAUUAGGAUAUCAUGUAUUGUAUCAAAAUCACUCCCACUGUGGAGUGAAGAACCCACAGUUUGACUACCUCUGAGUCUUGUAAGAGAAUGUGAAGAAGGAAGAAGGAAAAGUUGAUAGUUGAGAUUGCAUUUCAUGAAUGGCUGGAUAUUAUUUACUCAAUACACAUACUUAUUCUCAGCCGUGCUUUUCACUGCUUUUUAAAAUGUUCUAUCGUGUUGUUGGUUCGAAGAGAGUCUCUUGUCUAUGAGGUCUCUUUCUUUUUAUGGCUGUGCUACAUGUGUAUAUUUCGAUUUUCUCCCAGUAUUUCAUUUUACCCUUUUUUUAAAUGUAACCUCCCAAGAAUUGUUAUGGUUUAUUUCUACUUUGAAAGAUAUUUCAUGGUUUUCGUUUUAAUUUUAUACUUUGUGAAAUGUUACUACCCAAGAACUGUUAUUGUUAUUUCUACUUUGAAAGACAUGUCAUAUAAAGCACUUUGACUGUAAUGUAAGUCACCUACUGUUUAAUGAUAUUAUAUUAUAUUCUUAUAUAUGGAGCAAAAUUUCUCCUCUCGGCUUUAUUGCUUGGCUCACUAUGUUAUGGUCAGAAUUUGUGUCAGUUGACCUGUAUCAUGUCAAGAGGUAGGGAAAACAUUUCUGGUCAGGGAGACAGCUGCAGGUUGUACAAGAUUUCCUAACAUUAACAAGGAAAGGCAAGUCCUUUUUAAAAAAUAUUUUUUCAGACAAGGAUUUAUUUUUGUACUGUUCUUCUGUUUGCUCAUGUAGUAGGCAUUGAUUAUUAUGAGACCUGAUAUAUUGGUUGAGUUGACCACUUUCUUUUUCUAGGGUUUGAAUGACACUGUCUGAUUGUUUGACAAAUUGUAGUUGUAUCCUCUACUCAUUGAUUAAAUGACUUUUUCAAGGAUUUGAGUCGUUCUGGAUACAUUCAUAGUUGCUCACUCCUCUGCUUCUUGAAAAAGUGUCAUGAAUAUGCCUGAAUAACUGUAGCCUGUCUCUCUUGAUUUCCUGAAGGUGGCAUUCCCCCUCUCUCCCCCACCCCCCUUGAGCUUUGAAUGUUCACCAAUAUUUACUCCACUCCCCCAUGGCCUCACUGUAUGCUCACCUUCUUCUUGUCUCUCAUGGUUGGAACGAGAAAGUGUACUAAGUAAUCGUUUUGUUGACUGUAUAAGCCUAAGCGUUUUAAUCUCUUGGACAGAGGAGCUUGUUUGUGCAAAUGUGUAAUGUUGAUUUGAAGGUAAGGCCAUGAUAUAAUCAUUUAAGGUUUUCAUUGUCUUUUCACUUUCCUGAAGUGUAUGUGAGGCAUCAUGGUGAAAUCAGGUGCUCGUCAAAAUAACGAAAGCAGAGAAAUAGGCAUUUUUCCGCCAGUUUGGAAAUUUUUAUCGAAUUUUUAUUUUUUUAGCUUAACCUCCUUUAUGUCCAAAUAAAAACACAUUUCCGUGUGAAUUUUACUGAAAAACAUUCAUUAACGGCCCAAAAUAUGUAACUCUUCAGUUUUCAAGGACUCUCAAGCUAUAGAAGUUACCAAACACUGGCUGCCAUUUUCUCGCAAAUUAAAUUGCUACACCACUGAAACCAAGCUACCCCCAUCUCCUUCAAUUGCAGAUGUCUCGACUCAUGUUCAAGAUAGUGAUGGGUAUUUUUUCAUAGAAAGCAAGGCAUAUGAUUAAGCUAUCAAAUGAUAACAAUAACUCCACAUGCCCAAAUACUGAGAAGCGCCCGAUUCCACCACAUCAUGACACAUAUGAGUCACGUCACAGAAAGAGGAAAUUCCCCCCUGUCCCUAGUGCUCUUAAUCUUAAACUGUCAGUACUAUGCUACGUCCCCCCUGUCCCUAGUGCUCUUAAUCUUAAACUGUCAGAACUAUGCUACGUCAGUAUGGGUCUUUUUCACACUUCCCUUAUCUUUUCCAUUUUUGAAUUGAUGAAGUUGGCAGCUUUUUUUUUUUUUCAGAAUACUUGUUUCAUUUGUGUGAAAGGUUUAACAACUUUUACUUUUUAACCCCUUUGUUUAUAUAAUAUGUUGUACUUGGUAUGUCAUGAAAAUGAGCAAUUUUUAGCUUUGUGCAGUACCAUGGUCAUCAAGUUCAAGGAAAUUUGUAAAAUUUUCCAUCCUGGUUGCCCAUAUGACAUCAUGUGUACGUCCGGCUAAUCACUUGGCUCUUAUUCUUCUGUAUGGAGUUUUAAUUACAAACACUGCAUGGAUUCGUAAUCGGGAAUUAAAAAACUCGUAUAUCGGUACCAAAUUUGCUAGCAUUACUCUACUGCUAGGCUUGCAAGGUAUUAAUAGACCCUGAUCUAGUCUUGCAGACGGACGUGUGCUCUCGCAAACUGUAAACACCAAAAUGACUUUAAAAAAGCAGAAAAUUUCACUUUUUUUACUUGGAUUUUCAAGUUAUUCUACAUAAUGAGCAAGAUUGGGAGAAUAGGCAAUGAGAGAAGUGAGAAAAGUGACAUUAUCAAAGACCCAGGGUCCAAAAUUAAGUCACGAGUGGGCUAGAUCUAGACCACGAGUCCAUUAGCACUGAGACAUGAGACUGCUGCCUUGGGUAAUGAGCUUAUCUGAAAAUUAGUGCUGACAGUAGGAACACAUACCCCUUGGUAACGAAAGGGUUAAAAUAUGGUAGGCCUCAGAGUAUGAAUGAGAAAUUGAAACCUUAUACCUAUUGCAAGUACAUAGUAUAGUAUAUUUUUACAAUAUUGAUUAAGUAUUAGGCUACAUAGUCGAUAGGGCAGUUUUGAAAAAAAAUCUAUAUGGUUAAUAGUCAUUUUAAUGGUAUACAGUUGCUUGAUUUUAAUUCCUUUAGGUUUGUUGCAACCUGUGUGGCCUGCUUUUUUCCGUAGUUUUUACUUACCACAUGUGCUUCUAGCAUGUGUAUGAUUUGAUGUAAAAGAAGUUAGUUUUAGUGAUUAGAAUGUUUUGAAAUAUGUGAUAUUCAUCUAUGUCCAUGCAGUUUAUUGUAUCCUCCUCUCUUUCGUUUGCUUGGGGGUUUUUUAUUGACCUGCACUGUUCUGGUCUAUCACAUUUUUAUAUAAUAAUACGAAAGCAAUUUUUGAAUUACAUGAAUUUCUGUUUUU
Messenger RNA from Aplysia californica (California sea hare), 6166 nucleotides. Its product is annotated as single-stranded DNA-binding protein 3. Lineage: Eukaryota; Metazoa; Mollusca; Gastropoda; Aplysiida; Aplysiidae. The coding region runs from base 65 to 1204 and encodes 379 amino acids. The transcript is spliced from 9 exons. The record is from RefSeq and is a predicted model, not a curated record.